AGUUCUGGGGCCUCUUUAGGCAGCAACAGCCAAGGCGGGUGGGAAUAUAUGCAGAGGCCCGGCUGCCUGGCUCUUCAUGGUGGUGGGAGCAACCCUACUGCCACCAGGAGGGGCGUUGGGGACCUGAGGCUGCCUGGGAGGGACCCGGCUGUCUCUGGCAGCUCAGCGGUCAGCAGCGAUGAGAAGCCAGGGGAGCGUGAGGAGCAGCCCAGGACAGGGCCCAGAGUGGGUGGGCAGAGGUGGCCGGAAGGUCUUGCGCAUCUGGCUCGGCAAGAUGUCGGUGAAGGAGGGCGCACAGCGCAAGUGGGCAGCGCUGAAGGAGAAGCUGGGGCCACAGGAUUCGGACCCCACGGAGGCCAACCUGGAGAGCGCGGACCCUGAGCUGUGCAUCCGGCUGCUCCAGAUGCCCUCUGUGGUCAACUACUCCGGCCUGCGCAAGCGCCUGGAGGGCAGCGACGGCGGCUGGAUGGUGCAGUUCCUGGAGCAGAGCGGCCUGGACCUGCUGCUGGAGGCGCUGGCGCGGCUGUCGGGCCGCGGCGUUGCACGCAUCUCCGACGCCCUGCUGCAGCUCACCUGCGUCAGCUGCGUGCGCGCCGUCAUGAACUCGCGGCAGGGCAUCGAGUACAUCCUCAGCAACCAGGGCUACGUGCGCCAGCUCUCCCAGGCCCUGGACACAUCCAACGUGAUGGUGAAGAAGCAGGUGUUUGAGCUACUGGCUGCCCUGUGCAUCUACUCUCCCGAGGGCCAUGCGCUGACCCUGGACGCCCUGGACCACUACAAGACGGUGUGCAGCCAGCAGUACCGCUUCAGCAUUGUCAUGAACGAGCUCUCCGGCAGCGACAACGUGCCCUACGUGGUCACCCUGCUUAGCGUCAUCAACGCCGUCAUCUUGGGCCCCGAGGACCUGCGUGUGCGCACCCAGCUGCGGAACGAGUUUAUCGGGCUGCAGCUGCUGGACGUCCUGGCUCGCCUGCGAGACCUGGAGGAUGCCGACCUGCUGAUCCAGCUGGAGGCUUUCGAGGAGGCUAAGGCCGAGGACGAGGAGGAGCUGCUGCGAGUCUCUGGCGGGGUCGACAUGAGCAGCCACCAGGAGGUCUUUGCCUCCCUGUUCCACAAGGUGAGCUGCUCCCCGGUGUCUGCCCAGCUCCUGUCGGUGCUGCAGGGCCUCCUGCACCUGGAGCCCACCCUCCGCUCCAGCCAGCUGCUCUGGGAGGCCCUGGAGAGCCUCGUGAACCGGGCCGUGCUCCUGGCCAGCGAUGCCCAGGAAUGCACCCUGGAGGAAGUGGUUGAGCGGCUCCUGUCUGUCAAGGGGCGACCCAGACCGAGCCCCCUGGUCAAGGCCCAUAAAAGCGUCCAGGCCAACCUAGACCAGAGCCAGAGGGGCAGCUCUCCUCAAAACACUACAACCCCCAAGCCCAGCGUGGAGGGCCAGCAGCCAGCAGCAGCUGCUGCCUGCCAGCCCGUGGACCACGCCCAGAGUGAGAGCAUCCUGAAAGUUUCGCAGCCCAGAGCCCUGGAGCAGCAGGCGUCCACCCCACCCCCACCCCCACCCCUGCUCCCUGGUUCCAGUGCCAAGCCCCCUCCCCCUCCCCCACCACCCCCCCUGCCCAGUGUGGGGGCUAAGGCCCUCCCAACAGCACCCCCGCCCCCGCCCCUGCCAGGCCUGGGGGCCAUGGCCCCCCCAGCACCUCCUCUACCACCACCCCUGCCAGGCUCCUGUGAGUUCCUGCCCCCACCACCUCCACCACUCCCGGGCUUGGGAUGCCCGCCCCCACCCCCACCCCUGCCGCCUGGUAUGGGCUGGGGCCCUCCUCCACCCCCACCUCCACUACUGCCCUGCACCUGCAGCGCCCCCGUGGCGGGAGGCAUGGAGGAGGUCAUCGUGGCCCAGGUGGACCACGGCUUGGGCUCAGCAUGGGUCCCCAGCCAUCGGCGGGUGAACCCACCCACACUGCGCAUGAAGAAGCUGAACUGGCAGAAGCUGCCAUCCAACGUGGCACGUGAGCACAACUCUAUGUGGGCGUCCCUGAGCAGCCCCGAUGCCGAGGCUGUGGAGCCCGACUUCUCCAGCAUCGAGCGACUAUUCUCCUUCCCUGCAGCCAAGCCCAAGGAGCCCACCACGGUGGCCGCCCGGGCCAGGAAGGAGCCCAAGGAGAUCACUUUCCUCGAUGCCAAGAGGAGCCUGAACCUCAACAUCUUCCUGAAGCAAUUUAAGUGCUCCAACGAGGAGGUCGCUGCUAUGAUCCGGGCUGGAGAUACCACCAAGUUUGAUGUGGAGGUUCUCAAACAACUCCUUAAGCUCCUUCCCGAGAAGCACGAGAUUGAAAACCUGCGGGCAUUCACAGAGGAGCGAGCCAAGCUGGCCAGCGCCGACCACUUCUACCUCCUCCUGCUGGCCAUUCCCUGCUACCAGCUGCGAAUCGAGUGCAUGCUGCUGUGUGAGGGCGCGGCCGCCGUGCUGGACAUGGUGCGGCCCAAGGCCCAGCUGGUGCUGGCUGCCUGCGAAAGCCUGCUCACCAGCCGCCAGCUGCCCAUCUUCUGCCAGCUGAUCCUGAGAAUUGGGAACUUCCUCAACUACGGCAGCCACACCGGUGACGCCGACGGCUUCAAGAUCAGCACAUUGCUGAAGCUCACGGAGACCAAGUCCCAGCAAAACCGCGUGACGCUGCUGCACCACGUGCUGGAGGAAGCGGAAAAGAGCCACCCCGACCUCCUGCAGCUGCCCCGGGACCUGGAACAGCCCUCGCAAGCAGCAGGGAUCAACCUGGAGAUCAUCCGCUCAGAGGCCAGCUCCAACCUGAAGAAGCUUCUAGAGACCGAGUGGAAGGUGUCUGCCUCCGUGGCCGAGGUCCAGGAGCAGUACACCGAGCGCCUCCAGGCCAGCAUCUCGGCCUUCCGGGCACUGGACAAGCUGUUUGAGGCCAUCGAGCAGAAGCAACGGGAGCUGGCCGACUACCUGUGUGAGGACGCCCAGCAGCUGUCCCUGGAGGACACAUUCAGCACCAUGAAGGCCUUCCGGGACCUUUUCCUCCGUGCCCUGAAGGAGAACAAGGACCGGAAGGAGCAGGCGGCGAAGGCAGAGAGGAGGAAGCAGCAGCUGGCGGAGGAGGAGGCGCGGCGGCCUCGGGGAGAGGACGGGAAGCCUGUCAGGAAGGGGCCCGGGAAGCAGGAGGAGGUGUGUGUCAUCGAUGCCCUGCUGGCUGACAUCAGGAAGGGCUUCCAGCUGCGGAAGACAGCCCGGGGCCGCGGGGACACCGACGGGGGCAGCAAGGCAGCCUCCAUGGAUCCCCCAAGAGCCACAGAGCCUGUGGCCACCAGUAACCCUGCAGGAGACCCCGUGGGCAGCACACGCUGUCCCGCCUCUGAGCCCGGCCUUGAUGCUACAACGGCCAGCGAGUCCCGGGGCUGGGACCUUGUAGACGCCGCGACCCCCGGCCCUCAGCCCACCCUGGAGCAGUCGGAGGAGGGUGGUCCCCGGCCCCUGGAGAGGCGUUCUUCCUGGUAUGUGGAUGCCAGCGAUGUCCUAACCACUGAGGAUCCCCAGUGCCCCCAGCCCUUGGAGGGGGCCUGGCCGGUGACUCUGGGAGAUGCUCAGGCCCUGAAGCCCCUCAAGUUCUCCAGCAACCAGCCCCCUGCAGCGGGAAGUUCAAGGCAAGAUGCCAAGGAUCCCACGUCCUUGCUGGGCGUCCUCCAGGCCGAGGCCGACAGCACGAGUGAGGGGCUGGAGGACGCUGUCCACAGCCGUGGUGCCAGACCCCCUGCAGCAGGCCCAGGUGGGGAUGAGGACGAGGACGAGGAGGACACGGCCCCAGAGUCCGCACUGGACACAUCCCUGGACAAGUCCUUCUCCGAGGAUGCGGUGACCGACUCCUCAGGGUCGGGCACACUCCCCAGGGCCCGGGGCCGGGCCUCAAAGGGGACCGGGAAGCGAAGGAAGAAGCGUCCCUCCAGGAGCCAGGAAGAGGUUCCCCCUGAUUCUGAUGAUAAUAAAACAAAGAAACUGUGUGUGAUCCAGUAAGGCCUCAGGCCCAGGCCCAAGGCCAAGUGAGAGAGCCCAGGCCACAGGACAUGCUGCCAUUCUGCCAAGAGAGGCUCUUCUGGGGGCCAGGCUGGGACUGGGCCCCGGAAACCAAAACUCCGUGCCUUACCCAGCCGGGGCCCUCCUGGAGCCUUCUUGGGGUGUUGUGGCUGGGACCCCGACAGGCACCAGUGCCCUGCCAGGCCUGGUGCCCUCCUGGACCGCCUGCACGUGCCAGCCUCCCACCUGCUUCCUAAAGGCAACCCUGGCCCACACCCGCAUGCGCCCGGUGCAGCCUGCCAAGGGCCAGUCGGGGGGUGCUGCGUCCUGUCAGUGUCCACCACAGCUCUGCCUGCCCUUCAGCCCAGCAGGGUUUAAUCAAAACGCAAUGCUUUGCAAGUCUUUACUGCUUGGAGGUGGCUGAGUUGGGGGCCCUGGGCAGGGGUAAGCUGGCAGGCAGUGCCAUGGCAGGCCAGGGUCCCCUCCCAUGGGGUCUGGCCCCCGUUCCAGCAUGUCCAGCCCCUGAAGUUGGAGUUGGGGGGCGGUCUGCCUUUGCUGCCACUGCCAGGCCUCUGCCCUGCAGCUGAAACUUGGCCAUCACAUCAACAGAAAACCCCUCCCAGUGCAAGCUGCCCAGCCUGGGCAGGCCCUGGGGACAAUACAGGUCCACCUGAGGGGCUGCAGGGUGACACCCAGCAGCCGCUGCCCCCUCACUGCCCACCCAGCGAGGGCAGCCUGCCCGAGCCUGCCCCCUGCCAGGUGUGUGCCCUGAGGCUGGCGGCUGGAUGCGUGGCCAAUAAAAAGCAGACCUAG
Pan troglodytes (chimpanzee) is the source of this 4831-nucleotide messenger RNA. It is a transcript of the gene INF2, whose product is annotated as inverted formin 2. Gene Ontology annotation, molecular function: actin binding; small GTPase binding. Gene Ontology annotation, biological process: actin cytoskeleton organization. The transcript has 23 exons. The record is from RefSeq and is a predicted model, not a curated record. Lineage: Eukaryota; Metazoa; Chordata; Mammalia; Primates; Hominidae. Bases 179 to 4018 code for a protein of 1279 amino acids.